AUGCCAUUUAAUUCUAAUGAAUUUCAGAAUUUUGCGACUGAUUGGGAAUUUGUUAUAACUACGUCAAGCCCUAGAUACCCAAAAUCUAACGGACUUGCGGAGAAAGGUGUAAGUAUUGCGAAAUCAAUACUUAAAAGAUCGGAUGAAGGUAAAGUUGAUAAACAAUUAAUGUUGUUAGAAUAUCGAAACAGUGCUAUCAUUGGCUCUAAGUUUUCCCCAGCACAACUUUUAAUGAGUCGCACUUUAAGAUCGAAAAUUCCAAUCUUAAACAAUGCUCUACAGCCUACAGAUUUAUUAACUAAAACUUGGAAGCCAGGUAAAAUCAUCAAUAAAUACAAUACGCCCAGAUCAUAUGUUUUUAGUGAUGAUACAGGUAAUAAUAAACGAAGAAAUAUUGUACAUUUAAGGCCUGCCGGUAAACAGCUCAGGUAUAAUUUGUACAAAGAUAAUAAUAUUGUUUCGAAGCCUAGUUGGAUACGUAAGCGACGUGUUGUACCUCCAACUAAGCUUAAUUUAUAA
This is a messenger RNA of Macrosiphum euphorbiae (potato aphid), 519 nucleotides long. The record is from the annotation of a GenBank genome assembly. NCBI's taxonomy places the organism in Eukaryota, Metazoa, Arthropoda, Insecta, Hemiptera, Aphididae.